Molecule: messenger RNA, 2624 nt
Organism: Epinephelus moara (kelp grouper)
Lineage: Eukaryota; Metazoa; Chordata; Actinopteri; Perciformes; Serranidae
Gene: gabrzb
Product: gamma-aminobutyric acid receptor subunit pi
Exons: 10
Coding region: 203-1582 (459 amino acids)
Biological process (GO): regulation of membrane potential; signal transduction; chemical synaptic transmission
Cellular component (GO): membrane; synapse; neuron projection
Molecular function (GO): GABA-A receptor activity; extracellular ligand-gated monoatomic ion channel activity; neurotransmitter receptor activity
Source: RefSeq, a predicted model, not a curated record
UGCGGGCAUAUGUAUGCGCGGAUCAGCAGGUGCUGUGUUUAACAAAACUGGAUGGAAGUCACGGUUACAAGCACGCCGAUCUGAGGGAACAUUCUCACGGUACGGACUCUUAUUUCCAGGAUGCGCUGACAUAUAUGACAUGCUCACGGCGAUCGGCAGUCACAGAUAAACUCCACCUGGCAUCUCCACUCCCUCGGUAGCCAUGGCUUUCGCUAUAUCUGGAGGGACCGUGUUCACCAUCCUUCUCAUUAGCAGGUUGUUAGAGAGCUCGUUGCUCAACGCAGAAGUGAAGGAAGGAGAGAUCCUGCCUCCUACCAUUCAGAGGCUGAUGAAAGGAUACAACAAGUACCUCAGGCCUUUCUUUGACAAUGGUCCUGUAACAGUGGGUAUGAGCCUGGACAUUGCCAGCAUUGACACCAUCUCAGAGAUCAACAUGGACUACACCGCCACCAUAUUCCUCCGCCAGCGCUGGACGGACGAGCGCUUGGUGUUUGAGGGCAACAAGAGCUUGAGUCUUGACGGGCGCCUGGUGGAGCUGCUCUGGGUUCCUGACACCUUCAUCGUCGACUCCAAGAAGUCCUUCCUCCAUGACAUCACCGUGGCGAACAGGCUGAUUCGCAUCUUCCCCAAUGGGACCGUCCUUUACGCGCUGAGGAUUACCACCACCGUGGCUUGCAACAUGGAUCUGACCAAGUAUCCCAUGGACAAGCAGACCUGCACACUACAACUGGAGAGCUGGGGUUACAACGUCAAUGAUGUCAUGUUCUACUGGACCAGAGGAAAUGAGUCUGUCAGUGGUUUAGACACUCUACAGCUGGCUCAGUACACAGUAGAGGACCACUACACAUCUGUCUCAGAGGCCGUUUAUGAAACUGGCAAUUACCCGAAGCUGGUCUUCCACUUUGAGCUGAAGAGGAGCAUUCUGUACUUCAUCCUUGAGACUUAUGUCCCCUCGAGCCUGCUUGUUGUCCUCUCAUGGGUUUCCUUCUGGAUUUCCCUGUCCUCUGUUCCAGCACGUAUUUGUAUAGGAGUUACCACAGUACUGACCAUGACCACUCUGAUGAUGGGCGCCCGGACAUCACUGCCCAACGCCAACUGCUUCAUUAAAGCCAUUGAUGUUUACUUAGGGAUUUGCUUCAGUUUUAUCUUUGGAGCGCUCAUUGAGUACGCCGUGGCCCACUUCUGCACUCUCACUCACACCGACUCACACAUGCUCAUGUAUUCCCACCACUUGCACGACCUUGACGACGAAAUGAACGGCAUCAUCACCACCAUCGCCAAUCACAACAGGGCCAAGAGACGCAAGGAGGCUGCCGCGACUCCCACGCCGGCCCCUGCCUCCCUAGAACUCACUGUCAGCCCGUCCAGCCCCUCGGGCAGUGAGCCUAAGCCCGAGGCAUCGCCCCCGGAACCUACCAACUGGUGCCUCACUGCUCUGGCCACCGUCCGCAAAGUGCUCCGCUCCAUAAAUUGCUGUCACGUGGAGAAUCCUCACCACAUAGACAACUACUCCAGAGUCACCUUCCCCCUCUCUUUUGUCAUGGUUAAUCUGCUCUACUGGACAUAUUAUCUGUACUUUUAGCGUCGGCUUGAGCUCAGCACGUGUCCCAGAGAGUGUGAGACAGAGAGUGUAUGUAGUCAAGAAGUGUAUUUUACUGUAUGUAUGUACAGUAAGUGUUAUUUAGGUUUGUUUCAAGAUGAGUGUGUAAAAUUUCUGCAUUUGGAUUCAUGAGCGAAGUAGCAUACUUAUAUAGGGUUGUCUUCGAGGAAAAGUAAUGCUUAUAAUUACAGCUCCAUUUUUAAAUAUUGUAUACUCAAACUGACAAAGUUUUAUACAGCGGUCUUCUUAAAACUGGGCGAGAUUUGAUCAAUGCUCAUACAAACUGAGAUGAAAAGAACAUUGCUUAGAAAGAAAGACUUCGCGAGUUUGCAUCUUUUUCGCCAUAGUAUAUUCAUUUUAGGUCUAUCACUGUGCAGGUUGUUACUGUUGGACGCACAGAAGAUGGAGCUGUAAUUUAAGGCUUUAUGGCAUAAUAUGCUAGCAUUGCUGAGGGAGAGCAAAAGCCCGCUCCACUUUCAUUCCCUGUUGUGAUGGAUUGAUUAUUGAACUUUACAACUUCAUCUUCCAUUUCUGCCUGCAGGUACAACAUUUAGAGGGAAAUAGCAAAAAUAAUGGAUGGGAGACGAGAGACGAGGGAGCAAAUAACUCAACGAGGAGAGUGUGUUAAAAACUAUAAACCAGUCUCCCAAGGACGAUCGCUUCCGUUCGCUGUUGAAACCUCUCUGUCUUCUGUGUCCUUCUGUGAGUUAUUUUUAAUUCACUGAGCAGUGCUGACUCUCUUUGCCUGCAUUUAUUUUUUUCAUUGACACUAUAAAUGUAGUGGCCUUUGAUCCCUUCAGUUGUAUUUUGGAAAUCUGGCCACCAUGGACAGUAUUAUGGCACUUGUCAUCUCACAAAUCUGUUCUGCAGAUUCACGAGGAAGGAAAUGAAACUGAAACAUGAUGACCAAUAAAUUACACGGCAUAAAUAUCAGACCAUGGAAUUAAUAAUGAUAUGAAUAAAUAGAGUGAAAUAUAGAUAAGAUUUGAAAUUAUUUCUAAAAUAUUAUUUUAUUUAAAGGGGG